Condylura cristata (star-nosed mole) is the source of this 2348-nucleotide messenger RNA. It is a transcript of the gene CTIF, whose product is annotated as CBP80/20-dependent translation initiation factor. Lineage: Eukaryota; Metazoa; Chordata; Mammalia; Eulipotyphla; Talpidae. The transcript is spliced from 13 exons. The coding region runs from base 221 to 2071 and encodes 616 amino acids. Gene Ontology annotation, cellular component: cytosol. Gene Ontology annotation, biological process: regulation of translational initiation. Gene Ontology annotation, molecular function: RNA binding; protein binding; translation activator activity. The record is from RefSeq and is a predicted model, not a curated record.
CUCUCUCCCUUCCCUCCCUCCCCUCUCUGUUGGGUUUGUGCGCUGGGGCGCCGGAUCCCCUCCGCAGCCGGGACGCGCGGAACUCGAGGCAGGAGUCGGCUCUCUGGAGCCUGCUAGUCCUACCCUUCCCCUUCCCUGCCCCCUUCCCCCAUCCUCCGACUGGGGCUCGGAGCGGCGGCCGGAGGAACCCCGAGCCCGUCCAGGGCCCUGAGCUGGAGGGAUGGAGAACUCCUCAGCAGUAUCCGCCUCCUCCGAGGCUGGGAGCAGCCGCUCCCAGGAGAUUGAGGAGCUGGAGCGCUUCAUCGACAGCUACGUGCUUGAGUACCAAGUGCAGGGGCUGCUGGCGGACAAGACAGAGGGGGAUGGCGAGAGUGAGAAGACACAGUCCCACAUCUCGCACGAGGAAGCGCUCAAUGGUGGACUACCCAUGAAAAGCUUAACAGAAGAAUGGACAGCGAACUGCAGCGUGCAGCUGGACAGCAGCUGUUCCUUCUCCCAAGGGCGAGCCCCGCCACAGCAGAAUGGCAGCAAAGACAGCUCUCUGGACGUGCUGGGCACGGACAUCUGGGCUGCCAACACCUUCGAUUCCUUCAGUGGUGCCACCUGGGACCUGCAGCCUGAAAAGCUGGACUUCACCCAGUUCCACCGGAAGCUCAGACACAUGCCCAAGCAGCCGCUACCACACAUCGACCGUGAAGGGUGUGGAAAGGGAAAGCUGGAAGAUGGGGACAGCAUCAACCUGAAUGACAUCGAGAAGGUCCUCCCAACCUGGCAGGGCUACCACCCGCUGCCCCACGAAGUGGAGAUUGCGCACACGAAGAAGCUGUUCCGGAGGAGGAGAAACGACCGAAGGCGGCAGCAGAGACCUCCAGGAGGGAACAAGUCCCAGCAGCAUGGAGACCACCAGCCUGGUACUGCCAAACACAACAGGGACCACCAGAAAUCCUACCAGGGCGGCUCGGCGCCCCACCCCUCAGGGAGGCCCACCCACCACGGCUACAGCCAGAACCGACGCUGGCACCACAGCAACACGAAGCACCCACCAGGGGACAAGGGGGAGGCAGGCGCCCACCGCAACGCCAAAGAGACCUUGACCAUGGAGAACCCCAAACUUGAGGACGCCCUGGGGGACGCCGGGCACGGCAGCCUCGAGCCCCCCCGCAGUCCCGAGGCCCCAGCCCCGGAGGCUUCCGAAAGGCUGCCCCCUCAGCAGCCAGGGGGCCUGGAGGCCGAGAGCAAGCGUAAAGACAGUAUUUUUCCCGAGCGCCUCGGGGAGCGGCCCAAAAUUACCCUGCUCCAGUCUUCCAAAGACAGGCUGCGGCGAAGACUGAAAGAAAAGGUACCGGAUGAAGUGACAGUGGAGACGACCAACCCUCAGCACAGCAAGAUGGACAAGUUGAUCGAGAUCCUGAACAGCAUGCGGAACAACAGCAGCGACGUGGACGCCAAGCUCACCACCUUCAUGGAGGAGGCCCAGGACUCCACCAACUCUGAGGAGAUGCUGGGAGAGAUCGUACGGACCAUCUACCAGAAGGCCGUGUCCGACCGCAGCUUCGCCUUCACCGCAGCCAAGCUCUGCGACAAGAUGGCGCUCUUCAUGGUGGAGGGGACCAAGUUCCGGAGCCUGCUCCUCAACAUGCUUCAGAAGGACUUCACGGUGCGGGAGGAGCUGCAGCAGCAGGACGUGGAGCGCUGGCUGGGCUUCAUCACCUUCCUGUGCGAGGUGUUCGGCGCCAUGCGUAGCAGCACGGGCGAGCCCUUCCGUGUGCUGGUCUGUCCCAUCUACACCUGCCUCAGGGAGCUCCUGCAGUCUCAGGAUGUGAAGGAAGAUGCCGUCCUGUGCUGCUCGAUGGAGCUGCAGAGCACAGGCCGGCUGCUGGAGGAGCAGCUGCCUGAGAUGAUGACUGAGCUCCUGGCCAGCGCCCGAGACAAGAUGCUGUGCCCCUCAGAGUCCAUGCUGACCCGGUCGCUGCUCCUGGAGGUCAUCGAGCUCCAUGCCAACAGCUGGAACCCUCUGACGCCCCCCAUCACGCAGUACUACAACAGAACCAUCCAGAAACUGACAGCCUGACAGCCAGGGGGCCUGGCGGGCGGCCCACGGGCAGCUGGGGCCUCGUGCACAGGGCCAGAUGGACAGGCGGGAGGACAGAGGUGGCCCUGGUGGGAGAAAGAAACGGGCAGGAAGGCAGGCAGAGCCGGCGGCCAGCCUGGAGCCAGAAGGGGAAGGGAUCAAAUCCCUAGGAGGCGAACCCCCAGCCAGCCCCCAGCCAGCCCCAGCAUGCAGCAGCUCACACCAAUAAGGGAAGCAUGUUUCUUUUUCAUGGUGGCUCCGGCCCUUGCCCCUCCUC